AUGCCGACCUUACCUUAUAAUUACAAAAUUAUUCACCUAUUGCACCAAUACUUGAUAUUAGUUUUGAUUUGGUUCAUAUUUUUAGUUACGGAAAUUGUCGGAAGAAUUUUUAUUACUGCAUAUAUUCUUCUUUUUAUAAUAAGUUUUUGUAAAAUGAAGGACAUAAAUAAUUUUAGAGAGAAAGGAUCAGAUACAAUAACCCACAUAACUAAGUACGAUAUGUCUAUUUUAUAUCUACUUGCUGAUUAUAGGAAUAAUGAUGCCGAUAAUGAAGAUAUUGAAUUUCCUCCAGGUAAUAUCGGUAGAAUAUGGUUCUCAUGGGAAUAUCAACCUUCAGAUGAGCGAUUAACAGUAGAUUCUAUCAAAAUUCGCAAUUUGCAAAAUCGUCCUGGUGGAGGUGUCAGAAAUCCACUAGUUAAAGUGUGUGCAUUGCCAUUUGAGCGGCAAACUAAUCAAACUGUAGUCAAAAAGAAGUCCAAUAAUCCGCGAUACGAUGAAUCAUUUCAUUUUCAGAUUUCUCAGACUGAAUUUCAACGUAGUAGGCUUCGUUUGUCUAUAUUUGAUAACGAAGGAAGGCGCCAAUACCCAAUCGGCCAUAUUACUUGUCCGUUAUUAGAUUUAGAUACAUCAAGUAAGAAAACCGUCUGGAAAGAUAUCGAAAAAGGACUUGAGACAUCGUACCAAUUAGGAGCUAUCACUUUUGCUUUGCAAUUUAUACCGCCUGAUCGAGUGACUGUUACCAUACUGAGUGCUAAGGACUUACCAGCUCAUGAAAAGUUAUCUCAUCAAUGUUUCUUGGUUAAAGCUACCUUAAGAUAUAAUCAGAAGCCAAUUAAAACUAAGAAAACGAACAUUGUUAAGAAAACUGUAGAUCCUACCUUUGACGAAUCGUUCCAAUUUAAAGUAUCAAAAGAGCAUAUUGAAUCUACUGCAAAUAUUGUCAUUGAAGUUCUAUGCCGCUCUUCACAUUCGUUCAAAGCUGAUCGUAAUGUUGGUCAAGUAAUAAUCGGUGGUAAAGAUGUUGUUCGCGGACAAGCUUUGGAUCAUUGGCAAGAAAUUAUCAGUUCCCCUCAACAAAGCGCCCAAAAGACUUAUUCAUUGAGUCCUCCCUAA
This is a messenger RNA of Trichoplax adhaerens, 1113 nucleotides long. RefSeq names its product synaptotagmin 15 (gene Syt15). Lineage: Eukaryota; Metazoa; Placozoa; Uniplacotomia; Trichoplacea; Trichoplacidae. The transcript has 5 exons. The record is from RefSeq and is a predicted model, not a curated record. Bases 1 to 1113 code for a protein of 370 amino acids. Gene Ontology annotation, biological process: regulation of calcium ion-dependent exocytosis; synaptic vesicle endocytosis; calcium ion-regulated exocytosis of neurotransmitter. Gene Ontology annotation, molecular function: syntaxin binding; clathrin binding; calcium ion binding.